Messenger RNA from Phlebotomus argentipes, 477 nucleotides. RefSeq lists its product as uncharacterized. Lineage: Eukaryota; Metazoa; Arthropoda; Insecta; Diptera; Psychodidae. The record is from RefSeq and is a predicted model, not a curated record. Gene Ontology annotation, cellular component: BORC complex. Bases 130 to 447 code for a protein of 105 amino acids. The transcript has 3 exons.
UGUCAAAGGUGCUUUGACAGUGUGUUUUGUUUUGGGUGGAAGUUUUCACUUCAUGUUUUCUCCAAUUUAGCAGUUAAUUCUACUCAUUAUCGAUCUAGAAUUGAUUUUGAAAUACUUUUGAAUUUCUGAAUGGCUUCAGCGUCUUCGAGCAGUGCGAAGAACCUCUUCAGCGACUCCAAGCGGCGACUAGCCGAUCGAGUGAUGGUGAAUGUGCACAAUUCGGCCUCAGUGGCGCGCCAAAUUGUGCGUGGCUCGAAAUCAAAUGAGAUUUUGAUGCAAUCCGCGAAGAACUUCGCCCAGGCGGAAACGGCAAUGGAUAACAGUAGCCAGAAUCUCAGGAAAAUGCAGCUGAUAAGGCAACACUUGGGCUAUCAAGUGGAGGCAAUGAGCGAAGGGACGGCAAAGUUGGAGUACAUAAAAGAGCAAGUUUGCUCAAUGGAGAGAUGAAUUAAAAACAUCAAAGGCUAUGAAAUAUGA